UCACUGAAAGAGACGUAUCAGCUUCAUAUUUAGUUGUCAAUACCACUGACAUGCUCACUAACAACAACACAGGAUUCACUUUGAAUGGAAAGAAACAUCCCAAUGGAAAUGACCUUCCUCAGUUCUCAGUCAUUUCAUCUACCCAACCAGUGGACAAAGAUCUCGUCACUCAGGGGAGUGCAUUGCUUCUACAAGACGUAAAACCCCGAACUUUAGGUUCGGACAUGUCUUCUACUGAUUUAAGAACUAAUGCAAAUGGAAAAGAUUAUGGUUGUUAUGAAUCUGUAGAGAACUUUAUAAUGACUCAUUUAACUAGUCAACCUAUUGAUCAGAAAAACGAUUUUCAGAAAAAUAUGAACACAAAUGCUGGUGAUGCUAGUAGGAUGACAUUGAAUUGGAAAGGGGGAUUAAAGAAACACAUGAAGAUGGGCUCUAGUGAUAAACCUUAUGAAUAUGAUGUGUGUGGGAAGAUGUAUAAUCAGAAUGAGAACUUUCAGGCACACGGGAGGACACAUACUGGUGAUAAACCUUACAAAUGUGAUGUCUGUGGGAAGGCAUUCAGUACAACAGGAUACUUUCAGAAACACAUGAAGACACAUACCGGUGAAAAACCUUAUAAAUGUGAUGUCUGUGAGAAGGCAUUCAGUACAACAGGAUACUUACAGAAACACAUGAGGACACAUACCGGUGAUAAACCUUAUAAAUGUGAUGUCUGUGGGAAGGCAUUCAGGCAGACAGGAGGAUUACGUUUACACAUGAUAGUACACACUUGUGACAAAGCUUAUCAAUGUGAUGUCUGCGGGAAGACAUUCAAUCGGAGGUGGACAUUGCGAAGCCAUAUGAUGAUACAUACUGGUGAUAAACCUCAUAAAUGUGAUGUUUGUGGGAUGACAUUUCAUGGGAAUGGUUAUAUAAGUAAACACAUGAAAAUACAUACCGGUGAAAAACCCUAUGAAUGUGAUAUCUGUGGGAAGGCAUUCAAUCAGACAGGAAACUUACGGAGACAUAGGAUGAUACAUAGUGGUGAUAAAUCUUAUAAAUGUGAUGUCUGUGGGAAGGCAUUCUAUCAUACAGGAUACUUACAGAGACACAUGAGAACACAUACUGGUGAUAAACCUUAUAAAUGUGAUGUCUGUGGGAAAGCAUUCAGGGAGAAAGGGCACCUGCGCAUACACAUGAGAGUGCACACCGGGGAUCACCCGUACCAAUGUGGAAUUUGUGGAAAGGCUUUCAAACAGAUUGGACAUCUGCAGACACACCAGAAGAGACAUACUGGCGAUGUGUUGAGGCAUCUGCAGUAUGAGAAGGUGAAAUGUCUCUUCUUAAAAAAUAAGUGCAAAUAUUACAGAUGUAAUGAGUCUGCUGGAACUUUUUAUCAAACAGAGAAUCGACAGAAGUGUAUAAUGUUGCACACAAUUAGUAAACCUAACGAUCAGGAAGAUAAUGUACUGAAAAAUAUGAACAUAAAUACAGAUGAACAAAUCUAUAAAUGUGAUAUCUGUGAGAAGAUGUUUAAUGAAAAGGGAAAUUUGCAGACACACAUGAGGACACACACUGGAGAUGAAUCUGAUAAAAUUGAUAUCCAUUGGAAGGUGUUCCAUCAUACAGGAACGGUACAGAGACACAUGAAGGUACAAACUGGUGAUAAACCUUACCAAUGUGAUAUUUGUUCGAAUGCAUACGUUCAGGUAGAAGACUUGCUGAAGCACAUGAGGACACACACUGGUGAUAAACCUUAUGAAUGUGGUGUCUGUAGGAAGGCAUUCAUUCAGACAGGAACAUUACGGAAACACAUGAGAACACAUACUGGUAGUGAACCAUAUCAAUGUGGUGUCUGUGGGAAAGCAUUCAAGCGGAGAGGACGAUUGCAUAUACACAUGAGGAAACAUACUAGUGAUAAAACAUAUGAAUGUGGUGUCUGUGGGAAGGUGUUGCAUGAGGAUGGAAACUUACAGAUGCAUAUGAAGACACACAAUGGUGAAAAACCUCAUAAAUGUGAUAUUUGUGGAAAGGCAUUUUGUGAGAAGGAAUCAUUGCAGGUGCAUAUGAGAAUACACACUGGUCAUAAACCUUAUCAAUGUGAUGUCUGUGGGAAGGCAUUCUAUCAUAAUGGAGCGUUACAGAGACACGCAAGGACACACACUGGUGAAAAACCUUAUAAGUGUAAUGUCUGUGGGAAGGCAUUCAGUCAGAAAAUGCACUUACAGACACACAUGAAGAUACAUACUGGGGAUAAACCUUACAAAUGUGAAGUCUGUGGGAAGGCCUUCAGUCGGACAGGACACUUACGUAUACACAUGAGAACACAUACUGGUGAUAAACCUUAUAAAUGUGAUGUCUGUGGGAAGGCUUUCAGGCAGACAGAACACUUACAAACACACAUGAGAAUUCAUACUGGUGAUAAACCUUAUAAAUGUGAUGUUUGUGGGAAGACGUUUAACCAAUCCGGAACAUUAAAGUCACACUUGAGGAAACAGCAUGCACAUAUUGGAGAUAAACUUUAUAAAUGUGGUGUCUGUAAGAAGGCAUUCAGUCAGAGAGAUGGCUUACAGACACACAUGACAACACAUUCUGGUGAUCAAUCUCGUUGAAGUAAUGUCUUUGUCUACAUGACAUAUGUGAGGAUACAAGCACUGUACUUGUGAGAAACCUUAUAAAUGUGUGAGG
Molecule: messenger RNA, 2667 nt
Organism: Ostrea edulis (European flat oyster)
Lineage: Eukaryota; Metazoa; Mollusca; Bivalvia; Ostreida; Ostreidae
Product: zinc finger protein 665-like
Exons: 3
Coding region: 51-2591 (846 amino acids)
Source: RefSeq, a predicted model, not a curated record